CCCAUCAUCUUCUGCACAUGUCUCCUUCUUUUCUAUCACACAAAAUCUUCAAGAUUCGCAUUUCCAUCCAAAUUCAUAACAAGCCAGCAGAAUCCUCGACUCUUUACCUUCACAACGACACCCAAUCUACAAUGUCCUACAAGAACUCCGACCUCGCAAACCGCUUGCAUGCGCUUUGCUCAAAAUACAAGGGUGAACUCGAUUUACAGACGCUGAACAGUCGUAUCGAGGUGAUGAACUUGGUUCUUCCAUAUCCUUUGAUUAGCCCUUCAGAUCAGCAAGAUCGCAUUUCGCCCAACUUCGAUCAGCUCAAUGAUCUUGGGCGGGAAGUGGAGGCUACCCGAGCAGGCAUCGAUGCCGACAUCCUCGCCUACACGAAGGCUUCUUGUCUAGAACUGACAACAGCCGUGAUUCGUUUACCGCGUGAGCUUCGCGAAAUCAUCUAUGAUGAGUUCAUCAAUGGCCUAGAUGGUGGAAAAGACGAUAUCAUCGAGUGCGUUAAAGACAAAGCAGAGCCGAAUCGAGAGCACGAGAAGGAGCCCAAACGUGAGGUACCGCUGCUCGACUUUGAUCUCGGACACCCACAGUUCAUGGCUGAGCUUGUUCAGAUAGCUAUGAAAGCGGCGGGUCGAGCGAGGGAUAUCCUAUCUCCAUCAAACCCACACCAAGUACCAGGAAUCCUUGAGUCAGAUCCAUUUAACUCAGGUUUCCGCACCGGUACUUUGUACAGGCGAGCUAUUAUGGCUUUCAGUCUGGCCAAAUCCAGGGAAGACUUUGUCAACUUCGACGAAAGUUGCUCAAUCUGGGAUCCGCAGUUGGUCGAGACGAUUCAAUCUGAUUUGCAGCGACUGUCCUCUGAGACUUGUUCGUCCUUAUCGAUGAUAUUCCACACAAAGGGCUUCACGGCUUUGGAGCUCGCCAAUCUCUUUGAGAAAUGUAUUGAAUCCUUACAAAGUGUUCAUGAUCGGGGCAUCGAAGUAUACUUUCUCUACAUGAGGGAGGCCGAUAUCGAAGAUUACGAUGACGGGCCUGAGGUUCUGUUCAGUAUUGAGGACAACAAGGAAGACAUCAAAUGCCGGAACAUGAAAGGAGUCUCCUUCAGCUCUAGGGAUGAGAGACCUCGCUCAUUCGAGAGAUUCCAAUCAUGGAAAGAUCGGUAUCUUAGUGGAAUCAGAGAAGAUGACUCAGAUAAAGUUCACGAAAUCAACCGACAGUCUCAACUAUUCAAGUCAAUCUCAUCCUACAACUUCGAAAUUUCUCAAACCAUUUUUACCAAUAUACCAAAAGCUUUUGUCAUCAUGCUAAGCCUUCCAAAACCUUACAACAACCCAGAUCUGGCAGCGCCCUUACGCAGGGCUCUCAACGACGUACUCAAGUCACAAGAAGAAAUCAGACAGGAAAUCAUGGAAUCAAUCCUGCCAUUUCCUUUGACUGGGCCAUCAGACCAGUACGAUCGAUUUCCGCCCAGUACCGACUUGUUGCGAUCGCGACGAGAAAGAUUCCGCGCCGUCAACGCAGAACUCGAUGCCGACAUCCUGCGGCAUGCGCAGACAUCCUGUAAACAGUUCACGGAGGAGAUUCAAGGACGUUUACCACCGGAACUGCUUCUCAUGAUAUUUCGAACAUUCAUCGAAUUAUGUUCAACCAGGUAUAUAGACGGCGCGCGUCACGUUCUGGAACACCUCCGGGAGCAAGUAAAUCCUCCACCCCCUACAAGGAAACCAUACUUUGCGCAGGGUGGCGACAUCAGACGACUUGUGCGGUUAUUUGACGACCAGUUCAUGGAUUCCAACUUCCUGACUGAGUGGGUACGGGAGGUAUUGAAGAUGCCAAGGCGUUGGUUAAGGGAGGAUUAUUACGAAGUCUUGCUCCCCUACGACCCCCGGGAUAUCAACCGAAUCCGACGGAAUGAACUGUUAAGGACGGGUGUUACUGCCGAUGAGCUGUACGAUGCGAUCGGAAUCAUGGCUUAUAUUUUCACGACCAAUAGAGUGAAUCGCCCUUCCUUCGAGCACUUCUGUUUCCGUUAUAGCCCGAGGGUCAUAAGAGAGAUCGAGUCUACACUUCUACAACUUGACCCCAAAAACAACCCAUAUGUCGUUGGAUGUUUUCGCAUGCAUGGUUUUCCAAACCAGUGGAUGAGUAGAGUCUUUAAUUACAUGAUUCCGACUUGGCAGCACCUAUUGUAUCAGGGGUUCAGGACGCCAGUGUUUCGGAUCAUUGGUGAAGACAACAACGCACAUUUCGAGUUCAUAUCCUACAACACUCAUAGCAUGUUUAUGUGUAGAGGAUUGGAAGGUAGGAACUCUAUUCAAUUCGGGGUAUCAGCCGAGUUUACGGAGGGCCUCUUUCUGUUUCGGAAGUGGGAGGAGGACUACUUCGCUAGUGACUAG
Periconia digitata is the source of this 2393-nucleotide messenger RNA. The record is from the annotation of a GenBank genome assembly. NCBI's taxonomy places the organism in Eukaryota, Fungi, Ascomycota, Dothideomycetes, Pleosporales, Periconiaceae.